UGGGGUCAUGUGACGUGGCCGGCGGAGACGGGUGUGUGGCAAGAAAGUGGGAGAGACUAGGGGCUGGAACAACAAAGCUGGAGAGGUGCCGGCGUGUAGGAGCUGUCAUUGAGUUGGUGUCAGGGGAGAAGCUGCCGCUGGGCAGAGCUGUCACAGUGAGUUAGCAGCGUCUGUGUGGGUGUCGCCAGGUUUCAGGGUGAGUCGCAGUCUGGGGGCCGCACUUGCAGCAGGAGGCAUCCAUCAAGGCCUGAGUACACUAAAGGGUGGAAGUGAUAUCACUCCAGGUCUUGCAGUCCUGCCGUGGACCUGUCUCUGCACUUGGUGAUGAUUCUGGGUUUUCGUAUUCUAUAAAUAUCUUUGGGGAAUGGCGGUCAAUGUGUAUUCAACGUCGAUAACCCAGGAGACUAUGAGCAGACAUGACAUCAUUGCUUGGGUCAAUGACAUUGUGUGCUUAAACUACAUUAAGGUUGAGCAGCUCUGUUCAGGUGCGGCCUAUUGCCAGUUUAUGGAUAUGCUCUUCCCUGGCUGCAUUAGUCUAAAGAAGGUCAAGUUUCAAGCCAAGCUGGAGCAUGAAUACAUCCACAAUUUCAAACUGCUGCAAGCAUCUUUUAAGAGAAUGAAUGUUGAUAAGGUCAUCCCAGUAGAAAAACUGGUAAAAGGACGCUUCCAGGACAACCUGGAUUUUAUUCAGUGGUUCAAAAAGUUCUUUGAUGCCAACUACGAUGGCAAAGAAUAUGAUCCCAUGGAAGCUCGGCAAGGACAGGAUGCCCUUCCUCCCCCCGACCCUGGCGAACAGAUCUUCAACCUGCCAAAAAAGCCUCAUCAUGCCAACUCCCCAACAGCAGGUGCUGCCAAGUCGAGUCCCAUUGCAAAACCCGGAUCCACAUCAUCUCGUCCAUCAUCUGCAAAGAAAGCAGCACCGACUCCCUCAGUAAAAAGUGACAAAGAUUUAGAAACCCAAGUCUCACAGCUUAAUGAACAGGUACACUCAUUAAAAAUUGCCCUUGAAGGAGUUGAGAAAGAAAGAGAUUUCUAUUUUGGGAAGCUAAGGGAAAUCGAAUUGCUGUGUCAAGAACAUGGACAGGAGGGUGAUGACCUAGUCCAAAGGCUAAUGGACAUUCUAUAUUCCUCAGAGGAACAGGAGAGCCACACAGACCAGCAGGAAGGAGAGGAGCAGGACCAUGGCCAGGAGGAGGCACAGCAGCAGGAGGAAUACUGACCCACACAUUCACCCACGUCACUGUUGUCAUUUCAUGUGGAACUUCCUUCCAAGAGAACAAUGUGUGGCCACUCACUCUCGACGCACCCUUACCAUCCAAUGUACUAUAGAGAGCGCCAGAAAACCAUGGCAUUCUGUUCCACUUACUUUUCCAAGGCGUGUAUGUUUACAGAAGUUGCCCGAACAAAAUGAAGGGUGUGGGGCUACUCUGCAGCGGCGUGUACCACGUGACUGUCUCCCGUUCUUCUCAGAUCAUUUCCGUGUUUUUUUUUAUUUAUUUGUAAUUGAGCUGUUUCCUCUCUCUGCUUGCUUACAGUUGUAAUAUCGUACAAUAUUUAUAGUUCCAUGAAGAUCAGAAGCCGCCACCACGCAUCAUAAAUGUAAAGUGCUCAGUCAAACCCAUAUUUGUGUAUCAGGUAUAAUAAUAAGCAGAAAUGAAGUAAAGGACACGCCUACAUCAGUGCUGGCUUGUUUGGGGGCAGAACUCAUUUUCCUUUUCAUUUCCACAUGAAUUCAACUCAAUAGUGAGACAGAUACCUAGUAACAGUAGGUACAUAACGCUUAAAGGAAUUGCUCAGUGAAAAUGAAACUAUGUAAAUAGAUAAAAAUGUUCAAUAUAGUUAGUUAGCUAAAUGUCAUCUAUACAGGCUGGAGUGACCAGAUGCCUAGUGUAAGUGUUAGAACUCCUUUGCAUCUUUCUAACCUGUUAAAGUCAGUAACCAAUCAGUGAUUUGAGGGGGAGCAUAUGGGACAUAAAUGAACAGUUAUGUCCCAUGUGCCCCCCAAGUCACUGACUAAGUAAGAGGUUAGAGAGCUGAAAGCAGGAAGUGGUGUUCUGGCUAUUAUGAUGACAUUUUUGCUUAACUAUAUUAGAAAUAUUUUGCAUAGCCUAGGGGCGUAACUACAAAGGAAGCAGUUCCUUCAUUUGCAGGGGGGCCCAGGAGUGUAGGGGGGCCAGUAAAGCCCAAAUCAAUGACCAAUUUCAAUAUAUCUUGGUAGAAUAGGUCAACUUACAAAUGUUUUGGGGCCCUAAAUUAAAUUUGCUGUAGGGCCCACUAACAUUUAGUUAUGCCACUGGCACAGCCUAUCUAUUUACCCACUUUUGUUUUUAUACUGAACUCUUCUGUUAAAUAAAGGUGCUAUGUUACUACUCCUUUCUUAGCUCUGGUUUUGGGUUGUUCAAAUAACACAGUAUGGGCCUCUCUUUUUACGGCCCCCGUAUUCUGCCCACUCCCAGGGAAAUGUUAGAGUGUUUAUUUAUAUCUAUUUGUUACCUUUUUACAAUUGGGAUGUUGAAUGGUUGGGUAUACAUUUGGGUAUACAUGCUGCAAUAGCAGCCGAUAGGUGUCAUGAGAAAGAAAAUGCAGCUGGUUGGUCACUAAAUAUGCAGGUACAUCACUUCAGCAGAUUAGAGCACCUUCGGGGGCAACACCUUCUCUAUUCUCAGUGCUGGUGUACAAUACUUACUAUACACUAUCUCAGCCAAACUGAAAUUGUACAGCGGGGAGAUGCCAGGCUUGGCUUGAGACUGUCACAGAUCUAAAGAGAAAGCUUGCACACACCCUUCCCAGAAGCAAUGAGGCUCAGUGCUUAGUGACAGAGGGAUUGGCGCCCUCCACAAGAAGUAGGGGCAAACCCAUGAAAGUUUUAAUGUGGAAGUAGAGUAGAACAGCAGGAAGUGAAGAGGAUCGGCAGUGCCACUUCAUUUCCUAUUGGCCAAUCGAAGGAUAUUUCUAUUGCAGCAGCUAACCCUUGAUCUGCCUGGAUUAUCUGUCGGUACAACCUGGCAACUUGCCAUACAUGCCAAUGUAGAAUGGUUCAUAUUGGCCAAAGUGCCUGACCAAACCUGGAUAUGAAUGGCUAGCAUCUGUGAGCUGCUACAAUAAGUGAGUCCACUCAUUUUCAUUACACAGAAGGUGAGAGGCAAGUAAGUGUUGCUCCAAUUCUCAACCAGUUAUAACCCACAACCUGUUAUAGAUGCGGCAUUAUUAUUUGCAUUGAGGCUUCUGUGUGGGAAUGGAUAUUCUCUGGCGUGCCCAGGCCACCCAUGCCAACUGAUCAUAAAGUGCCACUCCAUUAUCUAUGGAACUGUAAGCUUUAUUCCUUUUGUUUCUGGUUUCCAGUUUGAACAGUUGCGGCGCCACAGAGUAGCACAGCAUCAAAGUUCUAUAUUUAAUGUAAAGUAAAGGAAUGUAAACAUAUGUAUUGUUCAAUAUAAAUAGACAGGUAAUGAAGUCAUAUUUAGAUGGAAAAAGUCUCAGAUGUAUCGCAUUCAUUUAACAUAGCCACAACUUGUUGCAUGAUAGAGUAGGGUUUUUUGUCCUUGAAUGUGUGAAUAAUUUGCGUUCAUCUUUUUACAUAUUUAAUAAAAAAGGUAUAUGUUACAAAAUA
Messenger RNA from Xenopus tropicalis (tropical clawed frog), 3610 nucleotides. It is a transcript of the gene mapre2, whose product is annotated as microtubule associated protein RP/EB family member 2. The transcript is spliced from 8 exons. Gene Ontology annotation, cellular component: cytoskeleton; focal adhesion. NCBI's taxonomy places the organism in Eukaryota, Metazoa, Chordata, Amphibia, Anura, Pipidae. Gene Ontology annotation, molecular function: microtubule binding. The record is from RefSeq and is a predicted model, not a curated record. Bases 365 to 1219 code for a protein of 284 amino acids.